Messenger RNA from Coprinopsis cinerea okayama7#130, 1596 nucleotides. RefSeq lists its product as hypothetical. NCBI's taxonomy places the organism in Eukaryota, Fungi, Basidiomycota, Agaricomycetes, Agaricales, Psathyrellaceae. Bases 1 to 1596 code for a protein of 531 amino acids. The transcript is spliced from 2 exons. The record is from RefSeq and is a predicted model, not a curated record.
AUGUUCAUUCGAGCUUUCGAGGCGCUCACGUCUGGGCAAUUCUUUUCCAACUCCGAGGCGAGGAUGCCAUUGGAUCUCUUUCGUUGGGCUCGAGAACGACGCUGCGAGCUGCUGCGAGUCGCCCCUAACUUGAACACAGCAUUGGUCCUGAUGCCAUCAAUGAUCAACGUGCUGAUCACGUCCACAGCAUGGCAUCCAACUGGGCCUUGUGGCAGUCUGCAACGAACCAUCUGCAAUCUCCUCGACAGCUACCCUCCACAAAUGGCUACCUCUGAGACAAUCGUACCUUCUCACCAACUUCCAGUCGAACUUAUCAACAAGAUUGCAACAUACAUUCAUGCUUUUCCGAGUCGCGAAGAAAGGCGUCAAGCCUACGUUGCACUCUUCCAAGUCUCCAGCAUCUAUCGUGCCGUAUUCAUCCCCAAUGUCUUCGAGAGGAUAAUCUUGAGGUCCCCGGACAAGGCAUAUAAGCUUCAAGUCCUGAUCGAAGGAAACCCAGGCCUCCUCAGCCACGCCAAGCGCCUCACGAUCUCGGCGCGAGGUCACGGUCUCCGCUCAGCAAAACCUUGGAUUCUCUCCGGAGUUUCCGACGUUGUUCUGGGCAAUAUUCUCAGAAGUUUUGCUUCAGGAGGAAAGUUGCAGAAGCUUGACCUCCUCAUCGCCCUCGACUGGAACCAGUUUCCUAGGGACACACCUAUAUCAUCCGCGCUCGCCCUACAAGAUUGGAUAACGCACAGCCAUCGACUUCCCGCUUUCCACGUAGCAAGGUCGACAAACGUACCGCGCAGCGUUAUCCAAUCAUGGAUGUCGGUCACCCAUCGUCUCACACUAGAGCGGGUACACUUCGAGAUUCUCGACCGUAUCAAUCCUGAAUUGGCCCCGAUAUCGACUUCGACUAUCGAGUCGCUGGAGUGGCGGGCCCUGCCCUUCGCGCUAAUGAAAAGCGUCUUGAUUCCAGUCCCGAUGUUCUCAUCCCUCAGGACCUUGAAGCUUUGGAUGGGGUAUCGGCCUUAUGCCUCGGGCCAAGAGGUUAGCCAACUACUCAACCCACAAGCCGACUCUUUGGAGGAGAUGUCUCUUGUCUCCGUCAUCACGUCUACGAUGGAACAGGAUGAUCACACCGAAUUCAGGACUCUCGAGCUUGAACCUUUUCCCCGCCUGCGACACCUUGAACUCGUGUCUUGUCUCGGCGCAGAGUAUGAGGGCAGAGACGAGGUACGAGGCCUUAUAGCGCAUAAGGUCAAUUUAGAGGGUGCGCUUCAAGGCCUUCGGUGUCAAUCACGAGCAUUGGCAGCCAUCAAGUAUCUCACUAUCCGCUUCGAAGUGGGUGACUCGCUUCACAUUAUUGUCGUCCCUCCCUCCUGGGAAUACUACCUUUCGUCCUCAAUACCGGCUGCCGUCAAACGUAUCGUUUCACCUUCAGACAGACCGAAACGGUUCCCCAAUUUGGAGAAGCUCACCGUUGUACUGUCGAUGAAGGAGGGCGAAUUUCGUAAAUUGGAAGAGCGAUGUGGGAAGUUGGAGGAGAAAGUAAAUGACAAGGCAGGACUAGCAGAUCUUCCCUUUGUCUUUCGGUUUGAAGUAGAGGUGAUCUGA